This is a messenger RNA of Exophiala aquamarina CBS 119918, 549 nucleotides long. RefSeq lists its product as uncharacterized. Bases 1 to 549 code for a protein of 182 amino acids. The transcript has a single exon. NCBI's taxonomy places the organism in Eukaryota, Fungi, Ascomycota, Eurotiomycetes, Chaetothyriales, Herpotrichiellaceae. The record is from RefSeq and is a predicted model, not a curated record. Gene Ontology annotation, molecular function: carbon-sulfur lyase activity.
AUGGCUUCAGUGAUCACCUCCAAUUCAACUAUUGUCGAGCCAUUGACCGGUGGCUGCUAUUGCGGCACAAUCACCUACACGAUGAAGGCAUCUCCUAUCUUCGUCAAUUGCUGCCACUGCCGGAACUGUCAGCAGCUAUCCGGAUCCGCAUUUGCACUGAACAUCAUGAUUGAAGCCAGCAAUGUCGAAAUCACCUCGACUUCUCGGCCCAAGAGCACGACUGAAGAUGAACGUCCAGCAGCACAGAAGAACGAGCAACCCAAAAGUGGAGGAGGAGUACGGUGUCCAAAUCCGAAAUGUGGGAGUUUGUUAUGGGGAACACAUCCUUUCUUCAGCGACAAGAUCAUCUUUCUACGAGCCGGCACUUUGAAAGAAAGUGACAGGAUCGUACCAGAUGCUCAUUUCUUUAUUAGAAGCAAGCAUCCAUGGAUCGUCAUCCCAGAAGGUGUCAGGCAAUUUGAGACCUUGGGAGGAAAGAAUGAUCCCCCUCUCUGGAGUCUAGAAGGCAAGAAAAGAGUCCAUCAGGUCAUGACAGACAAUCAAGCUUGA